AUGAAAAAAUUAGUAAUAACUUGUUUGGCAGGUCUUUUCGUGAAAACAGUGGUUGGAGAUACUUUAACACCACCGGGAUUUGGAUCUUUGGAUUCUCUGGUAGUAGGAGCUGGAAAAGAUUUAAUAGCUAAAAGUCUUUUGAAAGGAGCUAAAGAUGAGUUGACAGACGCUAAGGAUAAGUUGAAAGGAGCUAAAGAUGAGUUGACAGACGCUGGAAAAGAUUUACUAGGAGCCGGAAAAGAUUUACUAGCUGAAAAUAGAAAUUUAGCAUCAGAUUUGACUAAAAAUGAAGUUCAAUCUGGCGGAAAGAAAGGUGGAGAUAAAAUGAAACCAACAUUUGUAGAUAUUCCAGAUCAAAUAAAAAAUGAAACUAUUAAUAAAGCUCCUGAGAAUUUAAGAGGAGGUUCGUCAUCUGGAAACGAAUCUGGAGAUGGAGAUGAAAAGAAGGAUCCAGUUUUAGAAUCAAUUGAAGGUGCAGAAAAGAAACUAGUAGAAGCUUUAGGAGCGGUAAAAACUAGAUUGGUGACUCAUGGAAAAGGGCACAAACCUAUUAAAGUUGACUGUGGAACAACCAGAGUUAGGGUAGUUUGUAAUAAAAAAGGCCAGCCUGAGAGUGUUGAUGAACUUCCAGAAGAAAAAGCUGAGAAAGCAUUAACUACGGAAGUUCCAGAACCUGAAGAACCAGUAGAAGGUGAAGUAACUGAUGUUAAAGAAAGUCAAGAAGCUGAACUACCGGAAGCUUAA
Theileria annulata is the source of this 744-nucleotide messenger RNA. RefSeq lists its product as uncharacterized. Bases 1 to 744 code for a protein of 247 amino acids. Lineage: Eukaryota; Apicomplexa; Aconoidasida; Piroplasmida; Theileriidae. The record is from RefSeq and is a predicted model, not a curated record. The transcript has a single exon.